Molecule: messenger RNA, 1250 nt
Organism: Clupea harengus (Atlantic herring)
Lineage: Eukaryota; Metazoa; Chordata; Actinopteri; Clupeiformes; Clupeidae
Gene: erg28
Product: ergosterol biosynthesis 28 homolog
Cellular component (GO): endoplasmic reticulum; membrane
Molecular function (GO): protein-macromolecule adaptor activity
Source: RefSeq, a predicted model, not a curated record
UAGGGGAGUGCCAAGAGGUUGUACCACAGCCACGUGUUUUCAAAUGGGCCAUCCAGGGAUAUCGCCUGAUCUAUGCAACCACCAUGUACACUGUAAUUGGUUAAAGUAAUUGUCGAUCAUAUUAGCUAUUACCAGGUAGCCUACAGUUAUACCCACCCAAAUGACUAACCGGCGACAAUAUUGUUUGUUGUAGGCUACUCAGCAAGUAGCUUGGCUAUACUACGGUUAUAUAAAGGCAAGGUGUGUACUCGUUAACGGUCCAAUAAAUGGGUCGGCUUCUGAACGUGCUGCGCAGUUGGUUGGUGAUGGUGUCCGUGAUUGCUAUGGGCAACACAGUUCAAAGUUUUCGAGAUCACCGCUUCUUGUCUGAGAAACUUUACACUGGGUCUCCGGAGUUUGUGAAUGGCCUUCAAGCUAGAACAUUUGGAAUAUGGACCUUGUUAUCAUCUAUAAUCCGUCUUUUCUGUGCCAUAGACAUCCAAAACAGAACACUGUAUCACAUCACACUGUGGACAUUUGUGCUGGCUCUAGGGCACUUCCUCUCUGAAGCUUUCAUCUACAAAACAGCUCCCCUGACUAUUGGUGUGAUGGCACCUCUUAUUGUGGCAAGCAUUUCCAUCGUGGGCAUGUUGGUAGGCUUUCAGUGCAUCACCGAGUCCCAGGAGACCACAGCUGGCCAGAAGAAGAGGAAAUGAGAUCACAGCUGCUCCAGCUGUAACGCUGAAUUAAAACCACAAAAGUUUGAUGGACUGGCCAAGCAGUGUUGGUCUUUGGCUUUGCGGUCGCAAAAACAAUAACAAGAUGGUAGUUAUUUUUGCCUUAGAAAUGAUAGAAAUGAUCCUUGCACAAAUCCCAGGAUUUGGUUCUUAUUCUGAUGGUUAAACCUUCCAAUCGAUGUUGUCUGCUGUAAACAAAUUGGUUUUGUACUCUGCAGACUAGAUAAAAGACUGAAGUAAAAGUAUCUGAUGAGAUUAUAAUUAAAACAUUUUCUCCUUGUGUCCUACAAUAUGUUGUCUACUGUGCAGAUUCCUGGGAUUCAUUCCUGUCCUAAAUAAAUCAAGCUGUCCUUUAUUUCCUGUUAAGAAGGUAGUGGUCCUGUAAUAGUCUUAUUCUAGCUGCUGAUGAGGUGCAAAAAGCCUCAUGAUGAUGAUUUGUGAUAUCAUUACCUUUUACCCCCUCCCCUGAAACAUUGCUUUGGUUCUCCAGUGCACUUUCCUAAUUGUUUUUAAAUAAAAGAUAUAUUGAUUGGA